Molecule: messenger RNA, 1110 nt
Organism: Talaromyces marneffei
Lineage: Eukaryota; Fungi; Ascomycota; Eurotiomycetes; Eurotiales; Trichocomaceae
Exons: 3
Coding region: 1-1110 (369 amino acids)
Biological process (GO): fatty acid biosynthetic process
Cellular component (GO): mitochondrion
Molecular function (GO): [acyl-carrier-protein] S-malonyltransferase activity
Source: RefSeq, a predicted model, not a curated record
AUGAGGCAGGCUCUUGCGUCAAUCCAUCAUGUUUCCAGUCUUUCCCCCGCUGUGUGCGCUCGAAACGCCAUUCGCAGAUCAUUCACUACAACAUCGGCUGAACCGUCUCUGCGAACUGCUCUGUUCUUUCCCGGCCAUGGAGUCCAACGUGUUGGCAUGAUAACACCUUGGGUAGAAGCAUUCCCGAAAACCGCUCAACAUUUCCUAGACGAAAUGGAUACAAACUCACAGCCAUCAAUCAUGGCAACCUCGAUAUUGAUUCUACGAAUAUUAGAGCAAGAGUUUGGGUUCCAGACGGAGGACCGUGUUGAUGUAACUCUCGGACACAGCUUGGGGGAGUACGCUGCAUUAGUUGCUGGAAGGUAUCUGCAAUUCACACCCGCUCUCGCAAUGGUCCGCGAACGUGCAGAAGUUAUGGCGGAGUGUACUCGCAGGGCUCAACAGAAAUCUGGAGACAAUUAUGGAAUGGUUGCUUUGAUCUGUGAAGUAGAUCACCUAGAGGGCCUUAUUGCAGCUAUACACGAAUUUCUGGGGCCUGGGUCGGCUGGCUCCAGGGAUGACUCUAGUCAUGAAAUGGCGCCCAUAGGGCAAGUCCUCAUUGCGAAUGUCAACUCCAAGAAUCAGAUAGUCCUUAGCGGAAGUCUAGAAAGGAUCAAGAUGCUUCUUGUUCAACUUCGGCAAUUUGGUGGUCAUGAUCCACGCGCCGUGAGACUGAAGAGCGACAGUCCUUUUCAUAGCCCGAUUAUGGCCCCUGCUGCCCGAUAUAUGCGCACACGCCUAGAGACCACCGAAAUUACAUUCCCAGCUACAAUACCAUGUGUUUCUAAUAUCUCUGCGACCCCUUUCAAAUCAAAAGAAGAUCUCAAGGAUCUCCUAUCCAGGCAGUGCAUCGAAACAGUGAGAUGGUGGGAUAGCAUCAAAUAUCUGCACCAAGAACGAGGCGUCAAGCGAUGGUUAGGAAUCGGUCCAGGAAAGGUCGGUAGAAAUCUCGUAGGUAAAGAAGUUGGGCGCAUUUCUGCUAGAGGAGGUGGUGUUUGGGCUAUAUGUGACCCAAGAGAUGUUGAGGAUACCUUGAAGUCACUUGAGAAAUCCGAAACCGAGGCCCCUUGA